This is a messenger RNA of Lachancea dasiensis, 1941 nucleotides long. The record is from the annotation of a GenBank genome assembly. Lineage: Eukaryota; Fungi; Ascomycota; Saccharomycetes; Saccharomycetales; Saccharomycetaceae.
AUGCGCUCAGCAUCUAGCAACAAAUCAUCCAAUUCUUCCACAAAGUCGAAGAAUAAUGAGCAUUUUUUUGAGGAUCCUUCAAGUACAAGGGUUAUUGAGCAGCCAGAUCGGCGCCCGUCGAGUUCGAUUACGCCUUGGACGCUUUGGGGUGGAGGAAAGUCCGAUGGCACCAAUGACAUGACAAACGAAGACUCUGAAAGAGCCAACAGUAAUAUAAAAGCUGCUGAACAAACGUGGUGGAGGAAAACUUCCAUAACCUCUUUACGUGGUGUUACGAAAGCUGAUAACUGCUGCCCCAAUGACCAAGAAGUCAAGGGUACAGUAGUCACAGUUUCGGGCAAUGCUAAAGCAGACGAAGAGAAUUCUGAAGCUGGCACCAUGACUGAACCUCGUAGGAGGGCCUGGUCUUUUUGGAAUCGGAAAAGCGCUGAAAAUGAAGAAUCUUCUGCUGUUGAUGUCAUUGAAUCCCCAACAAGUGGUGGUGCAAACAUUAUAAAACCUAUCAUCAAUGAGUUGAUAACCGGAGCUACCGAUGAUGCCAUUCUGUACAAGAAAAGGUCUAAGGACGAUACGGCUGGGGAACAAAACCUGGAGAACAAGAAUGAACAACAAGGACAUAUGAGAAAUAUCUUAACACCUGCUUUCGAAGUUUUACCUGAGCUAACCACAAUGGCGUCACUUUACUCUGGCUUAAUUAAGUAUGGUCACAGAUGGCACCUUUUGUCAAAAGACACUAUGAAACCUAAAUCCCUAUAUCGUAGAAAACCCGUCAGUGUACUGCGUUCGAUAAAUCAUGACACGACAGCACCUGUAAGGGUACUAAUAAUAGGUGUUCACGGGUUUUUUCCUACUAGGAUGAUACGACCGCUUAUAGGUGAGCCCACGGGAACUUCCACUAAAUUUAUUACAGAAGCAGAAAAAGCUGUGAUACGCUGGUUUCGAGAGCAAGACACUCCCGUUGAGAUCAGCAAAAUUGCACUUGAAAGAGAAGGUAAAGUUAUGGACCGUGUUGCAUUCUUCUUGGAAGUUUUGAAGAAUUGGGUUGACGAAAUAAAUAAGGCCGAUUUUGUUUAUUUUGUGGCACAUUCUCAGGGCUGUCCAGUUUCUAUAAUUUUGCUGGCAAAAUUGGUUGAAUCGGGUAUUAUACAGUUGGAUGCGCCGGGGCAUGCAAGGGAAGAGCCAAGUAACGGCCAAAGCAUGAAAGGAAGCAAAAUCGUAAGCAUUCUGGCAAUGGCUGGUGUGAACAACGGUCCCUUUUACGGUGUUGAUCAAACACUAUUUGUGAGAGCAUACUCGACCAUUGAGAAUGAUUCUUUGAGAGAGCUUUUCCAAUUUCAAAAUUUUCAAUCAACGCUGGCAAGGAAAUAUAUUCAAAGCUUGCGAAUUAUAAUAGCUAGCAACGUUAAAGUUGCUUUUGUUGGAUCAAUUAACGACCAAUUAGUGCCCUUAUACUCCUCUACGUGUAUGUUUGCCCGCCAUCCUAAUAUCUUCAAGGCUACUUUUAUUGACAAGGAUUCGAAGACUCCUAGUUUUAUAAGCCGGAUUGUGGGGAUUGCCAAUCAAUUAAAUAACUUGGGCUACAAUGAUCAUGGGAUCAUCAAAGAGGUAAGUGGCUCUUUGGCAGGAACUUUGACUGGUGGUGGGCACUCAAAAAUCUAUAAUGAAGGUCAGGUAUAUGACUUGGGUAUUAAGUUUGCGUUAGAGACCUGCAACCUGCCCACUGAGCAACCUGUCAUCUACGAAACCUACCAAGUGGAUGAGCUGGGAUCAAACCCAUACCACUUACCCUGGUGUAUGAGGGGUUUGCUUUUUGAUAUCGGAGUUCAUAUUGGCCGGGAUCAAAUUAUCGACUUAUUUCGUGAAUUUGAGGAGUGGGAUCCAGAAACAAAAUUGUUGAAGGAUGUGAAAUAUAGACUUAAUGGUCUAAGGUCUAAACUGUAA